Messenger RNA from Orussus abietinus, 3595 nucleotides. Its product is annotated as carcinine transporter. Lineage: Eukaryota; Metazoa; Arthropoda; Insecta; Hymenoptera; Orussidae. Gene Ontology annotation, cellular component: membrane. The record is from RefSeq and is a predicted model, not a curated record. The transcript has 10 exons. Gene Ontology annotation, molecular function: transmembrane transporter activity. The coding region runs from base 285 to 2081 and encodes 598 amino acids. Gene Ontology annotation, biological process: transmembrane transport.
GUCACACGUGCCCUUUGUUAGCGAUGAUGUAGCUCGCCGACACGCGAGAUCUCGCCGAUCCUUCUCUCGAUCUCGAUCCCCAUCUCGAUUCGCUCUCUCCCUAAUCGCUCUGUGUCGCCGCGAGUUUCGCCCGUUUGAAAAGCCCGCGCUUCCGCGGGGACCGGAAGUGCAGCGAAGAGGCCCUCGAAGAGAACUCCGACAGUGACGGUUCGACGACCUCCUCGCGGGUUCGCGUCGCUCUUUGGACCCGAUUAAGACCGAUUCGCGAUUAUCCAUAAACCAAGAUGACGGUGGCGGUGGAGACGUCGAAAUCGGAGGAGGGCGAGGGCCGCAAGAAAAUCGAGAACUUUGACGACAUACUGCCCUAUAUCGGGGAGGCUGGUCGUUAUCAGUGGCUCCUCUUUCUUCUGCUCCUGCCGUUCACCUUCGUCUAUGCUUUCCUCUAUUUUACCCAAUUUUUCCUGACACUGACCCCGGAGCAGCACUGGUGCACCGUGCCCGAAUUGGACGGAUGGAAUCUCACGGAUGCGGAAAAGAUCGCCCUCUCGAUCCCGAUGGCCAGCGAGGAGGAGCUGAAGAUGGAAGGAGCGACUCCGUUCUCGAAGUGUCAAGUUUAUGCUGUCAAUUUCACGGAACUUCUCGAAGCAGGUGUCAGGACAGCUGAUCCUUCCUGGCCCUUUAGGCCCUGCCAACAUGGAUGGACCUUCAACUAUACGAUGAUACCAUACGCCUCCAUUGCAGCCCAACUCGAGUGGGUCUGCGAUAAGACGUUCCUCUCUUCGGCGGCGCAGUCGGCCUUCUUCGUCGGUAGCAUAAUCGGUGGGUUUAUUUUCGGUUACAUCGCCGAUCACUAUGGUCGAAUUCCCGCCCUGGUGUCCUGCAACGCAGUUGGGUUCUUCGCCUCCGUUGGCACGGCAUUUUGCAACAGUUUCUGGAGCUUCUGCCUCUGCAGGCUGAUCGUUGGUACUUCCUUCGACAACUGCUUCAACAUCCUCUUCAUAGUCAUAAUCGAGUACGUGGGCCCGAAGUACAGGACUUUGAUAGCCAACAUGUCCUUCGGCAUCUACUUCGCAAUUGCUGCCAGCCUUCUGCCUUGGAUCGCAUAUUGGAUCGCCGAUUGGAGGAUACUCAGCGUCGUUACUGCAAUUCCACUCGUAGCUGCAUUCGCGGGUCCCUGGCUCGUCCCUGAAAGCGCCAGAUGGUAUAUCACGAUCGGCCGGACCGACAAGGCGAUAGAGAUGUUGAAGAGGUUCGAGAAGAUGAACGGCAAGAACAUCAAGCAAGAGAUCUACGACGAGUUCGAGAAGAGCGUUAACAGCAUGAUGGCGAGCGACAAGUCGCACAAGCAGUACACGGUUUUGGAUCUCUUCAGGAAGGCACGACUGGCCAGGAUUACUGUCAUCCUAGUCUUAUACUGGCUCCUGAUUAUUCUAGUUUUUGAUGGACAUGUCUGGAACAUGAAACUCCUCGACCCUGACGUGUUCAUGUCAUUUUCCUUGGCUGCAUUGACGGAACUUCCUGCUGCAGUGUUGCUUGCCAUAUUUCUUGACAGAUGGGGUCGCCGAUGGAUGGGUUUCUUGUCCAUGUUCAUUUGCGGCAUCUUCUCCUUCAUCGCUUUGGCCACUCCGAAAGGUCCACCGACCGUUGCAAUGGCGAUCUUGGCACGACUUGGAGUCAACAUUGCUGCAAAUAUUGGCUUCCAGUAUGCCGCCGAAAUGUUGCCAACGGUGGUUCGUGCCCAAGGCGUUUCCUUGAUCCAUCUGAUUGGAUACUUUGCCCACAUCAUAGGACCCUAUGUGAUUUACCUGGCUGAUAUCUCUGCAGAGCUUCCACUGGCGGUUUUGGGAGUGCUCUCGAUUAUGGUGGCUGUGUUGACGCUUACUUUACCCGAGACCAUGGACCAAGAGCUUCCUCAGACCUUGCAGGAAGGCAACGACUUCGGCAAGGAGCAGAACUUCUGGUGGUUCCCUUGCCUCUCCAGGAGUCCCGAGAAGAGGAAGAAGUACAGACACAAAUUGGGCGCGACGAACGCCGGCUUUAAUCCUGGAAGUCUUCAAAGAAUCGACUCGACCAGGUUAUAACACUAACAGUCGAUUUGGACGAUCGACCGAGUUGUCAAGUAUUGAAAGGGUCACACCAAAUUCUUGUAAAUAGUGACACCGUCACACUAUGUGAUCGUAGACGUAAGUCGAAACCCGAGUGAUCGCGUUCGUCAUCGACUCGCGAUAAUGACGAUAAUUGCGAUCAUGGCAAUAAUGGCAGCGCCGAUCGCUGUUAUCAUUCCUUGGCAACACAUCAUACACGUCGCUAGGAGCUUUUCGUCGAUCCUGCGAACAUCCUUUCGCAUCCUUAGGUACCGGCGAUUGAGGGAGCAAAGCGGUGCAACGAUCGCUAAUCGGCCGUAUCGGCUGAGCAUCGAAAAUUCUACUAGGAAUUGCCAAUCGAUCAGUCGGUCCACGUAAUUGGUCCUCGAAUUCUGCGAACACUGUGCCUUGUCAGCUUAUCGCGUCAGCUGAUCGACUUAUAAACACGUAGGACGAGGUCCCAUGACUUGGACCGACCAGACUUGGUUCUGAUCCUUCUGACUUUUCCGAGCUCGUUUCGGACGUCGGAAAUCGAUCAAAAUCAGAUCUCAGGAGACAUUCGGAUUCUCAUUGGAGUACUUUUACCUCUAACUUAGGGACUCGUGCAAAAGUGGCGUUGGGUCGUUCUUAUCGAUUGACGUUUCAGUCUCGAUGACUAGAACCUCUCCCGGCUAGGCUAGUCAAGACUCGAGGGAUACUAACUCGUAGAAUUAAUUAUAUUUUAAUCGAGAUGCAAUUUUAAAUUCAGUUCCUGGCCGCUACGCCCCUUUGCUCGACUUUAACAUAGCGCAAUAGAAGACGGACUGUACAUAGUCGGAGCCUAUUACUUGUUUUUGCUCUCUCGAUUCGCAUCUGACUUAGGCACCGAUAUUCUAAGUUACAUUUUCGUAGGUCGCUCUCCUUAGCUAGGAUCAUUCAUGUACUUAUUCGAGGCAAGCCUUCCCAGUUCUGCUCGCUUCCUUCGUAUGAUAUUAUAAAAUACGUUGACACCCUUAACACAUGCUGAUCUAUUUACGACGAAAAUAAAAUAUCUGGCUCAUUUUGUGUUAAGGGGUUAAAAAGGAUAAACUGAGAAGACGAGGGCGGUCCAGCGAGAAUGCUAGCCUCGACGGAUCAUUUUAGGCGAACCUACGUGUGCCAGAAUUAGAGCACAAUGAUAUUGCUGUGUGGACUUCUAUUGUAUUCUAUGGUUGUUCUCAUAGUGCAAGAGGGCGACGGGAGACUCCUUACCGCAAAGGACCGAAUUAUCAAUUACGAAUUACGAAAGUACAACCGAGGUACGCGCGCUCAUUGUUAACUAUUGUAUUGUUGAACCCCGUCAGCAUGUGUGAGUGCGAUUGCGUGAAUGGAGUAUUUAAGAAAAAGAGGAACUCAUACGCGAACAGCGUGCAAGAUACGUCGUUUAAUACUUUGUACAGUGUUUACGAAGCCAUUAACUUUAGUGAUCGUGGAGUAACUGGACGAGGUAGACAUUGUCAUUCACGGAGAGAAAUAAAAACAGUUGUAAUUCA